Symbiodinium natans is the source of this 1365-nucleotide messenger RNA. NCBI's taxonomy places the organism in Eukaryota, Dinophyceae, Suessiales, Symbiodiniaceae. The record is from the annotation of a GenBank genome assembly.
AUGAAUCCCCACAUCACCUCUAUUCUGGAAGAGCUCGGGUUCUUCCUCGCCCUCGUGUGCCUGAGUGAGUGCACCCGCAGAUUGGUGAAGCGCGCCAAGCCCGACUCGCGGGCCGCGGCUGCCCUUUUGAUCUCCAGCUUGGUCUUGGGCGUCUGCAUUUUUGGGGCGCUGCCUCUGUCCGAGCUACUGACAGGAUGGUACUGCGUAUCCAUUACCCUGGUCUUGCUGAACAAAUGGGUCAUGAAGUCCUGGAGAGGCGGACUCGACUUUCCGCUUUUCUACACCAUGAGUCACAUGGUCUUGAAAGGCUGCUUCUCGUUGCUUUACCUGGCAUUAAGCUGCCAUCCGCCGGGCAAGCAGAGGCGUUCUGUUUGCUGCGGCGUGUCCUUCGUCGGAGUCAUGACGGCGCUGGACGUGGCUGCGUCCAACAUGAGCUUUCUGUUCAUCACCGUUGCCUUCUAUACCAUGCUGAAGUCGGCUUCCUUGAUAUUCAUCCUGGUCUUGGGUGCAGUUCUGCGCAUCGAGAAAUGCUCUGCCGGAAUUGCAGCCACUGUCGUGCUGAUUUCGAUCGGAAUCUUCAUCACGUCCUACGGCGAGACAGACUUUGACCUGCGGGGCUUCUGGCUGGUGCUCGGUUCGGAAGUAUUCGCUGCCUUGCGCUGGCUGGCCACGCAGAAGACCCUUCAAUCGAGCGGGCUGACUGCUAUGCAGACAGUUUUCUACAUGUCUCCGGCUUCGUCGCUGACACUGGCGCCGUUCGUUUGGGCACGAGAGAAGGAGAAGUUGCAUGUUCUGGCGGAGCCCAAUGCGGCUGGCCAGUACUUGCUCUUAGUGCUGCUUCCAGGCUUCCUUGCCUUCCUCCUCCUCCUGGUCGAGGUCCAGCUGGUGAAAGCGACAUCUUCUUUAACCCUGGCGGUGUUCGGCAAUCUCAAGUCCAUCGUGACGAUCCUCUUUUCCAUUUUCGUCUUCGGCGAGAAGACAACAGCCCUACAGUGGAGCGGACUGCUCCUGGCGCUGGCGGGGAUGCUCAUCUACGCGAGACUGAAGAACAAGUCGGUGGCCGUAGACUCCUUGGCAUCCCUCCGCUACGAAGUCCUGCCGCAGGACGCCGAUGAGGACACUUUGCCAGAUCCUGCAGACCAAAGUCCUUCGCAACAGACACAGAAGGAGGAGGAGGACGACGAGGAGGAGUGCAGCGGCGAUGCUGCGCCUGCGUCCGCACCGGCGAAGCCUGCCUCAUCCGGUCCAACCCCGACAGUGCUCGGCGUCGCCUCUGACCAAAGCGGACGAGGCCUAGAAGACUUUGCUUCUUUUGAUGAGGUUCCUGUUGCUGACACGGACAUGGAGACAACACGCAACGGCUGA